AUGGAAAUCACAAACCAAACGUCUUACACCAGGUUCAUCCUCCUUGGCUUGUCCAAUGACCCUCGCCUCCAAGUCUUCUCCUUCCUGGUGUUCCUGCUGAUGUACAUCAUGACAUUAUCCGGCAAUCUUCUUCUGAUUCUUGCGGUGAGGGUCAACCCGACUCUGCAGACCCCCAUGUAUUUCUUUCUGAGCAAUCUCUCUGCCGUAGACAUCAUCUUCUCCUCCACCGUUGUGCCCAAAAUCCUGAUCAACGCUUUAUCCAAAGACAGAAGUAUCUCCCUGUUGGAAUGUGCGGUUCAGAUGUACGUCCACCUAGCCAUGGGUGCGUGUGAGUCCAUCUUACUGGCGGUCAUGGCCUUCGACCGGUAUGCCGCCAUAUGCAGACCAUUGCACUACAACGCCGUCAUGAACAAGAAGCUUUGUAUUGGUUUUGCUGCCAUGGCUUGGAGCGUCGGAUCCCUGAACUCUUUCAUCCUUGUGAUCCCUACUUUGAGUCUACCAAUCUGCCGCUCCAACCACAUAGACCAUUUCUUCUGUGAGAUUCCUCCUUUCCUACAGAUGUCCUGCGGAGAUACUUGGGCCAAUGUGUUGUUGAUCUAUAUCUCGGCAGGGGUUAUUGUCAUGUGUUCUUUCCUUCUGACUUUAGUUUCUUAUUGUCACAUCAUCUACUCGAUAUUAAACAUCCGUAACGCUCAAGGCCGGUAUAAGACCUUCUCCACUUGUGCUUCCCACCUCUCUGUGGUCACCGUCUACUAUGGGGCCAUCAUGUUCAUGUGUAUGAGACCCCCAACCGCUCGCUCUUCAAGGAUAGACAAGGGCGUGCCGGUCGUCUACACAGCGGUCACUCCGCUCUUGAAUCCGUUCGUCUACAGUAUGAGGAAUAAAGAUGUGAAGGAAACUUCAAAAACAUUCCCACUAACUGACCUUCAAAACCUGUCUAUGUUGUCCUGA
Molecule: messenger RNA, 951 nt
Organism: Nanorana parkeri
Lineage: Eukaryota; Metazoa; Chordata; Amphibia; Anura; Dicroglossidae
Product: olfactory receptor 5V1-like
Exons: 1
Coding region: 1-951 (316 amino acids)
Biological process (GO): G protein-coupled receptor signaling pathway
Cellular component (GO): membrane
Molecular function (GO): olfactory receptor activity; G protein-coupled receptor activity
Source: RefSeq, a predicted model, not a curated record